Molecule: messenger RNA, 1332 nt
Organism: Cladophialophora immunda
Lineage: Eukaryota; Fungi; Ascomycota; Eurotiomycetes; Chaetothyriales; Herpotrichiellaceae
Exons: 1
Coding region: 1-1332 (443 amino acids)
Biological process (GO): phospholipid transport; mitochondrion organization
Cellular component (GO): ERMES complex
Molecular function (GO): lipid binding
Source: RefSeq, a predicted model, not a curated record
AUGUCGGUGGAUAUCGGAUGGGAGAAGAUCACUUCGGGCCCUGAUGGCGCUGCCCUCGCCGAGAAGAUUCGGGCUUUCGUCCAUGACAAGUUCCAGCAGAUCCCCCUUCCCCGCUUCAUCAAUGCCGUCCAUGUCCAUUCAUUCGAGCUUGGGUCAGUCUGUCCGGAAAUCGAAAUCAAGGAUAUCUGCGACCCGCUUCCUGACUUCUAUGAGGACGAAGAAGAGGACGAGGUAGGCGCCGAUCAAGAGGUGGAUGAAUCUGCCAUCGGGUCUGCGCAGAACGACGGGGUGGAAACCGGAAGCCACUAUGAGGCUCGAGAGUCUGCCUCGUCUUCUCAGCAACCGCGUUCGGUGCCGCAACUGUCCAACAUAAUCACAGGCUCAGGCCUUGCUCAUUUGAAUGCCUCGACGUCUGCCAAAGAAGGUCUCAGCGCAGGCGAUGAGGCUUUUGCGGGGCCUUUCCCACGAAGCACGACCCCUGGCAUCCCAGGCGGCACGUCCAAUCUCAGCUACUUCCAUUUCCCUGGAGGCGGUCUUUCUGGGACCCAGACUCCGUUAGCAGCAGUUGCAAGCGGAACACCGUUCAGUCCUCGACCUUGGUCGUACGACCCUUCUCAUAAUUUUGCCAUGAUGCAUCAAACGCCUAUUCAUGGAGCAACGCACGUGAAGCCAAUGGCUCAAGACGUCACAGGUCAUGACGAUCCAUCCACCAGACCUUCCACCGCAAAUAGCAUCUCGUCUCCACGUGGCUCAGAGUCCGGGCCUUCCUCACCUCAGCUGCCUCACAGAGCACAGCCUGCCGGUGAGAACGGCCAGGGCGAUACUACGCUCGAUGCAUUGACGCCUUUGUCAGCAUCUAGGCUUCAGAGCAGGCAGGCGUCAGAUCUGCAAGUGGUGGCAAGAGUCAAGUAUUCCGGGGACGUGCGCAUGACUCUAACGGCCGAGAUUCUACUUGACUAUCCAAUGCCGAGCUUCGUUGGGAUCCCUCUCAAAUUAGCGAUCACCGGUUUGACGUUCGACGGUGUUGCUAUCGUGGCUUGGGUCAAGAAGAAGAUGCACUUUUGCUUUCUCGAUUCCGAGGACGCCGCUACGCUCGUCGGAGAAAGCGUGACAAACAACCACCGUAAAAAGGCAGGUGGCACGACAGGUUCAGGGACCGGUGUGCCUGGGCCACUGCAGGAAAUCCACGUGGAAAGCGAGAUUGGACGACAGGAGGACGGCAAACAAGUCCUCAAGAACGUCGGCAAGGUGGAAAAGUUCGUUCUUGAGCAAGUCAGGAAGAUCUUUGAGGAAGAAUUCGUCUUUCCCAGUUAUUGGACCUUUCUGGUAUGA